Platichthys flesus (European flounder) is the source of this 2362-nucleotide messenger RNA. It is a transcript of the gene esrrgb, whose product is annotated as estrogen-related receptor gamma b. The record is from RefSeq and is a predicted model, not a curated record. Gene Ontology annotation, cellular component: nucleus. Gene Ontology annotation, biological process: regulation of DNA-templated transcription. Gene Ontology annotation, molecular function: sequence-specific DNA binding; zinc ion binding; nuclear steroid receptor activity. The transcript is spliced from 7 exons. Lineage: Eukaryota; Metazoa; Chordata; Actinopteri; Pleuronectiformes; Pleuronectidae. Bases 480 to 1850 code for a protein of 456 amino acids.
CAGCCUGAGUGCGCUCUCGCCACUGCUGCUCUUCAUCCAUCUAUCUCUUCUCUUUUAUCCUCUCGCUCCCUCUAUCCAUCACUCCUCCGACUUUUAUUCUUUCUCCUCCUCUGCACUCUCUCGUCCUGUUUCCUCUCUCCUGACUCAGGUUCUUCUUCCAUCUCUCCUCUUUGUGUGUCAUCACUAAAUCCACUCUUCUUCUCUCCACGCAAGCCUGAGUGUGCAGCACCUGUGCAGACUGGAGUUUGUCGGGCCGAGGCACAAGGUUUUUUUUUUUUAUUAUUAUUUUGUGAGUGUGUGUGUGUGUGUGUGAGUGUUGAACAGUGGAAGGAGGGGAGACAACACCCAGGAACACCUGAGCAACAUUUCCUCAAGAUAUGUGGAGACUUAGGAACUGAUCUCCCCCCUUCAGCUUCUUCCCCAAGCUGUUUGUUUAUCUGCUUUUUCAUUGCAACACCUGGAAUGCUUAACGUGGACUGAUGGAUGUUUCCGAACUCUGCAUUCCUGACCCUCUCUGCUACCACAACCAGUUGUUAACCAGAAUGCCAACUGAGGACCGACAUCUGUCCUCAAGCUGUGGUUCUUACGUCAAAACCGAGCCCUCCAGUCCUUCCUCUUCACUCGUCGACACCGGCAGCCACCACAGUCCCAGCGGCAACUCCGACGCCAGCGGCGGCUACAUCAACGUCGGUGUGGGACGCACUCAUACCCUGGACUCCCCGCCAAUGUUCAACCCGGGCAUGCUGGGAAGCGGCGCCGCCUGCCUUCGCCGAUACGAGGACUGCUCCGGCAGCAUGGCGGACGACUCACCAAUCAAAUGCGAGUACAUGCUCAAUGCCAUUCCCAAGAGGCUGUGCCUGGUGUGCGGCGACAUCGGCUCGGGGUACCACUACGGGGUGGCCUCCUGUGAGGCCUGCAAAGCCUUUUUCAAAAGGACGAUACAAGGGAAUAUCGAGUACAGCUGUCCGGCCACUAACGAAUGUGAGAUCACCAAAAGGAGACGCAAAUCGUGUCAAGCCUGCCGCUUCAUGAAAUGUCUUAAAGUUGGAAUGCUGAAAGAAGGUGUGCGUCUGGACCGGGUGAGAGGCGGGCGACAGAAGUACAAACGAAGGCUGGACGCAGAGAACGGAGGCUACCUCGGCCUCACUCUCCCCCCUCCUGCCAAAAAGCCAAUGACAAAGAUCGUUUCCCAUCUGUUGGUGGUGGAGCCGGAGAAGAUCUACGCCAUGCCUGAUCCCACCAUGCCCGACGGCGACAUCAAGGCCCUGACCACGCUGUGCGACCUGGCCGACCGCGAGCUGGUGGUCAUCAUCGGCUGGGCCAAACAUAUCCCAGGGUUUUCCACUCUCUCGCUGGCAGACCAGAUGAGUCUGCUGCAGAGCGCCUGGAUGGAGAUCCUGGUGCUGAGCAUCGUGUUCCGCUCGCUGCCCUGCGAGGACGAGAUCGUGUACGCGGAGGACUACGUGGUGGACGAGGAGCAGGCCAGGGCGUCCGGCCUGCUGGACCUGCACGUCGCCAUCCUGCCGCUGGUGCGACGCUACAAGAAGCUGCGCAUGGAGAAGGAGGAGUUUGUCACGCUCAAAGCCAUCGCCCUCGCCAACUCAGACUCCAUGCACAUAGAGAACAUCGAGGCCGUCCAAAGGCUCCAGGAUUCUCUCCACGAGGCCCUGCAGGACUUUGAGGGGCCCCAGCACCCGGAGGACCCUCGGCGGGCAGGCAAGCUCCUCAUGACCCUGCCGCUGCUCCGUCAGACCGCCACCAAGGCCGUUCAGCACUUCUACAGCAUCAAAAUGCAGGGCAAGGUCCCGAUGCACAAACUAUUCCUCGAGAUGUUGGAGGCCAAGGCUUGACACCCGGGGCCAGAUGCUUGACAGGCAGCUGCAUUGCCCAAUGCGAGGCGAGGGACAGCCCGUGAAAACGAAGGCAGCGUGCCGACUGACAGUGAAGGGAUGAAGCUUUGGACUACUGAGUCAUUUUAACACUUUUAAAUCGUAUUAAACAUAAAGAGAAAACGGAACUGGAGGGGCUCGAAUAUCAACCUGAUUGAUGUGGGAUCACGAUGAUGUAUAUAAAGAUGUUGUGUACAGAAAUCAGGCAACUAAAGGUCUUGUUAUAACCAGAGACCCACUGCUGUAUAUCACCUGAAGCUUCUGUGAAUUUGUUUCUUAUCUUAUUUUCAUCUCAAAAUGAAAAGUGUGUUAAUUUAAAUGUCCUGAAGAACUGCGUGGCCACGUGACGGCCGCAUUACGUGUUUGUUUUGUUUUUGUUUUUUUCCUUUGGUAUUUUCUAAUCUCAGUUGUUGAAGCAAUAGUCUCUAACUGGUCUGCAUAUAAUAUGUGUACUGUAUAUUGUGUGAACUUGC